Molecule: messenger RNA, 2505 nt
Organism: Oryza sativa Japonica Group (Japanese rice)
Lineage: Eukaryota; Viridiplantae; Streptophyta; Magnoliopsida; Poales; Poaceae
Product: arabinosyltransferase XEG113
Biological process (GO): cell wall pectin biosynthetic process
Cellular component (GO): Golgi apparatus
Molecular function (GO): arabinosyltransferase activity
Source: RefSeq, a predicted model, not a curated record
GCCACCGCCAGGUGGGCCCCCCGACCCGCCGGCGCCGCCCACUCCCGUCUCGUCUCAAACCCCACCUCCCCUAGUCCCCUUUCCCGACAAUGGCAGCGGUGAGCCGCUGACCUUGCCUCUCCGGCGACCACGAUCCGCCGCCGCCGGCCGGCGAGAUGGCGCCGUGGUGCCCCGCCGACUCGACCAAGCCGGUCUUCGUCGGGAUCUACGGCGCCGUCAUCGGCGGGUUCGCCGUCUCCGCGCUCUUCUUCCUCCUCUCCUCCUUCUCCUCGCUCGCCGCGCCCCCGCUCCCCAUCCCUCCCGCGUCCGCCGCCGCCGCCAACCUCUCGGGCGCAGUCUCCGGUGUGGCGCAGCCGGAGACCAUGUACAAUCGGCCCAUCUGGAAGCCCCCGCCGCGGAGGGAGCGGAUGCCCGCGCCGCGCGCGUUCCGCCUCACCCGCGAGAUGGUGGGCGCCCGCGCCCGCGGCGGCGCCAUUGUCGUCACCUUCGGCAACCACGCCUUCCUCGACUUCAUCCUCACCUGGGUGCGCCACCUCACGGACCUCGGCGUCGACAGCCUCCUCGUCGGCGCCAUGGACACCAAGCUGCUCCGGGAGCUCUACCUCAGGGGCGUCCCCGUCUUCGACAUGGGCAGCAGGAUGGCCACCGAGGACGCCGUCUGGGGCUCGCCCACCUUCCACAAGAUGGGCAGGGAGAAGGUGCUGCUCAUCAACGCGCUCCUGCCCUUCGGCUACGAGCUGCUCAUGUGCGACACGGACAUGGUGUGGCUCAAGAACCCGCUGCCCUACCUCGCCCGCUACCCUGACGCGGAUCUCCUCACGUCCAGCGACCAGGUCAUUCCCACGGUCACCGAUGACAGCCUGGAGAACUGGAGGGAAGUUACUGGUGCAUACAAUAUCGGUAUUUUCCAUUGGCGACCCACUGAACCAGCUAAGAGGCUGGCAAAAGAUUGGAAAGACUUACUCUUAUCUGAUGAUACGUUGUGGGACCAGAAUGCUUUUAAUGACCUUAUACACAAAAAAUUUGGAUACCCGGUUGUUGGAGAAGAUGAACUUGUAUAUUCUUAUGAUGGGAAACUGAAGCUUGGAGUCCUACCAGCAAGUAUAUUCUGUAGUGGUCAUACAUAUUUUGUGCAGGGCAUGUAUCAGCAGCUUCGGCUAGAACCAUAUGCUGUGCAUACUACUUUCCAGUAUGCAGGUACUGUGGGAAAGCGUCAUAGAUUGCGUGAAGCAAUGCUUUUCUUUGAUCAGCCAUCAUACUAUGACUCACCAGGAGGUUUCCUAUCAUUUAGACCCAACAUUCCUAAAAGCUUGCUGUUAGAUGGCGCUCAUACUGUUAAAUCUCAUUUUGCAUUGGUCAAUUACCAGUUGAAGCAAAUAAGAACUGCACUCGCUAUUGCUUCCCUAUUAAAGAGGACCCUGGUAAUGCCUCCAUUAUGGUGCAGGCUUGAUAGGAUGUGGUUUGGACAUCCUGGAGUUUUGGAAGGAACAAUGACCAGACAACCUUUCCUCUGUCCAAUGGAUCAUGUUUUUGAGGUACAUGUUAUGCUAAAGGACUUACCUAAGGAGGAGUUUGGCCCACACAUUGAUUUUAGAGAAUACUCGUUUCUUGAGAAUCCAUCAUUGCCUAAACAGGUCAAAGAAUCAUUUCUUGAGGUUGAGCUCUGCAAUGAGCAUAGCACCAGAUGCUCAACAACUAAUAGAACCAAUAAAGGCGCGCCUGUUCUCUUACCAAGGAAUAGCACAGAACAAACGCUUUUGGAUAUAUUCAAACCAUAUAAGGAUAUCAAAAUCUUACAGUUCUCAUCUAUGGUUAACGCCUUCGGAGGUUUUUCUGAUGCAGCUGUGGACACGAAAUUUCGGAAUCGAGUAAAGAGAUAUGUGGGCCUAUGGUGCUGUGUGCAGCUCCGUGAAAUAGGGCACAUAUAUUAUGACAUGUACUGGGAUGAGAAACCAGGCUGGAAGCCCCUUCCUCCACAGACCAAGGUGGAGGACCAUCCACCUUGGUUGGAGGUACAGGAAUGAGGCUAACUACAAUCACGGAUGUUAUUUUUUGAUUCAAAGGCAAGAUAGAUUCCUUACUACAGAUUAACUCCUAUUAUCAUAGCAGUCACUACCUGUUGGAAAUCCAAUUGAUUCUUCUUGACUGCUUACUGUGAAGGAAAUAGAAAUCAAAUGGCAAUCAGUUUUGUAGCUCUGAUCUUUGAUAGGCUGAUUCACUUAUGGUCGAUCAGUGAUCCUUUGCUCUGUUCUUACUUCACACAGAUCUCUGAUAAACCGUGGUCCAUUCAUCUUGUGAAGAUAAUGUUGUAGAUAAUGACUUUGACUCAGAACUGUUGCGCUAUGUUCAUAGUUCAUACAGACAUUAGCUUCAAAGGAGAAGAUAGCUUUUUUAUGCAAAAUGCCUGAAUUGAUUGUUUGACAGUUAUCUGGCUGGUACAGAAAAGGAGUAAACAUGCAUCAUUAUUGGCUGUGUACUUAGUUAGCAUAAAAGGGUAUUUUCGUU